Molecule: messenger RNA, 1613 nt
Organism: Saccostrea cuccullata (small rock oyster)
Lineage: Eukaryota; Metazoa; Mollusca; Bivalvia; Ostreida; Ostreidae
Product: protein DENND6A-like
Exons: 18
Coding region: 48-1598 (516 amino acids)
Cellular component (GO): recycling endosome
Molecular function (GO): guanyl-nucleotide exchange factor activity
Source: RefSeq, a predicted model, not a curated record
GUUGACCUAAAAAUAUCAACAAAGAAGGUGAAGGUCAUCGAUUAAAAAUGGCAGCUGUGGAAGAUGAUAUUCCACAGAGAGAGGUUUCCCUGCCGCGAGAGGAGUCCCCCACCUCCCCCACCGUCCUGCCGUGGGACAAGUUCUCAAACUGGAUUCAUUGUGCGUGUGUUGUCACGUUCGAUUUGGAGCUGGGACAGGCGAUGGAGUUGAUUUAUCCUGGUCACGUGAAGCUGACAGACGUAGAGAAAACAAAUAUCUGUUACCUGUCCUUUCCUGAUUCAAAUUCAGGGUGUAUGGGGGACACACAGUUCCACUUUAGGAUCAGACAGAGCCCUGGGAGAAGACAGUUACCCAAGUCAAAGUUCCACAAGGACUACCCCCACCAGCUACAGACAGACAAUGGAUACCUUUAUGGUUUUGUGUAUUUUCGCCAAACCAAGGACAAAAGUAUAAAGAGAGGUUAUUUCCAGAAGUCCGUGGUGCUGGUUUCUAGGCUUCCCUUCGUGGCCUUGUUUAAUCAGUUAGUCAGUAUUAUUGCUCCAGAGUACUUUGAUAAUGGAGAGCCCAGUCUAGAAGCAGCCUGUCAUGACGUAGAUCAGUGGCCCUGUCCACUAGGGGGAGACACAGUCAGUCUGCCGAUAUUUGGGAAUGUUUUACAGGUCCGGAUCCCCUCGCGGACAGAUAAACUCCUGGACAGAGUUCCAGUGAAAACCACCGCAUCUCCUGUCUUACCAGCACCCACCAUCUUGCCAUCUCUGUAUGAAAUUGACAUUUUCAGUUCCUUCCAGACCAUACUUCCACAUAUACAGAUGUUAUGGGAGCUAGUUCUUUCAGGAGAACCUUUGGUUGUCAUGGCAGCUUCACCUUCUGUGACCUCAGCAGCUGUCCAAGCCUUGGUCAGUUUAAUUGGUCCACAGAAGUAUUGUUGUGAUUACAGACCCUACUUCACGAUUCACGACAGCGAAUUCAAAGAGUACACAACAAAAACUCAGGCCCCGCCUUCUGUUAUACUAGGUGUCACCAAUCCAUUCUUCGCCAAAACACUGCAGCACUGGCCUCACAUUAUAAGGAUAGGAGAAAUGAUGACUCAAGUGCCUAAAGGAUUUAAUAAAUUAAAGAAAGUCAGCAGCAUGAAGACACUAGAUGCCAAACCAGGUGUUUAUACUCGGUACAAGCCGUUUCUAGCCAAAGACAAAGGAAUCCUUAAACGAAUUAUCAAGGGCAUGCAGGCCAAGCGACCGGUGGAGGCCCAGAAUGCAAUUCUUCGACGCUACUUCCUGGAACUGACUCAGAGCUUCAUGAUACCCCUGGAACGUUAUAUGGGAGGUUUAAAGCCUCUACAAAGAAAUAUUUCUCCACACAAGUGCCCUCCGAGUCUACGCCCGUUUGACACUGACGAGUUUCUGAAGACCCUGGAGCGGUCGGGGCCCCAGCUGACAUCCGGGAUAAAGGGGGACUGGGAGGGGCUGUACAGGAGGUUCUUUAGGAGUCCAAACUUUGAGGGGUGGUACCAGCACCGGCAGACAGAGGUCAACCAGAAACUACAAGUUCUCCACAUGGAGGCUCUGUGUAGUGCUGUAAGUUCCCAUUACCAUUAAAAUCUGUUCUUUACU